This is a messenger RNA of Heteronotia binoei (common prickly gecko), 4587 nucleotides long. RefSeq names its product TNF receptor associated factor 3 (gene TRAF3). The coding region runs from base 415 to 2154 and encodes 579 amino acids. Gene Ontology annotation, molecular function: tumor necrosis factor receptor binding; zinc ion binding. The record is from RefSeq and is a predicted model, not a curated record. Gene Ontology annotation, biological process: Toll signaling pathway; tumor necrosis factor-mediated signaling pathway; positive regulation of JNK cascade. The transcript is spliced from 14 exons. Lineage: Eukaryota; Metazoa; Chordata; Lepidosauria; Squamata; Gekkonidae. Gene Ontology annotation, cellular component: plasma membrane signaling receptor complex.
GGGCAGGCAGGGCGCGAGGCAGGGAACGCGGCACGCCGGGGAUUUCCAAGCCUGGGCUUGGAGGGCGGGAGAGGAAGUGCGGGGCGGGGUGGGGGAGAGAGCCGGGGCAGCGCACCAGGGACUUUCCAGCCGGGGCCGGGCGGCUGCGCUUGGGGCUGGCUUUGCUGCAGCAGCGCCGACGGCACCAGUGAGCGGCGGCGGGUCUCUCCCCCUCCUCGCAACGCAGGCAAGAGAGCAGCAGGGAAUAGCUUUGUAAGCCAGUACGGAAGGAACAGCUUGCUACUGUAAAAGGAGACAGCAAGAAGGUAUGAGAAAAAAUUGAAGGUAGAAAAUAAAAUCUAUAGUAAACAAGCGAGUAUAUUAUUUGGACAGAAACACGCUCAAAAGUCACAAUAAGAAUAAAUCAGUCGCAACAUGGACACUACCAAGAAGUCUGAUCCCCCAGUUUCUGUGGAUACGGUACAACAAAAGGCCAACCCAGAACGCAGCCCUGUAACAUCAAUCUAUGUACCAGAGCAAGGUGGUUACAAAGAGAAGUUUGUGAAUGCCGUGGAGGACAAAUACAAAUGUGAAAAGUGCCAUCUCAUAUUGUGCAAUCCAAGACAGACAGAAUGUGGGCAUCGAUACUGUGAGACUUGUAUGGUCGCUCUGUUAAGUUCUGCAAGUCCAAAAUGUGCAGCAUGUCAAGAAAUAAUAGCGAAAGAGAAGGUGUUUAAGGAUAACUGCUGCAGGAGGGAGCUUCUCGCUCUUCAGAUAUUCUGCAGAAACGAAAGCAAAGGAUGCCGAGAACAAUUGACCUUGGGACAGUUGCUUAACCAUCUGAGAAAUGAUUGUCUUUUUGAAGAACUUCCAUGCCCUCGUGCUGACUGUAAACAGAAAAUUCUGAGAAAAGACUUGCCCGAUCAUGUAGAAAAGACCUGUAAAUACCGGGAAACAACAUGUAAAUAUUGUAAAAGCCAAGUUCCAAUGAUUAUGAUACAGAAACAUGAAGAUGCUGACUGCCCUUGUGUUAUGGUUACAUGUCCUCAUAAAUGUAGCGUUUCUGCACUUCUGAGAAAAGAGUUGAAUGCACAUUUGUCAGAAUGUAUUAAUGCCCCAAGUACCUGUAGUUUUAAGCGUUAUGGCUGCACUUUUCAGGGAACAAAUCAGCAAGUUAAAGCACAUGAAUCCACCUCUGCAGUGCAGCAUGUAGACUUAUUGAAAGAGUGGAGUAAUUGUCUAGAAAAUAAGGUGGCCACACUCCAGAAUGAAAGUUUGGAAAAGAACAAGAGUAUACAAACUUUACAUAAUCAAAUUUGUACCUUUGAAAUAGAAAUUGAGAGACAAAAGGAAAUGCUACGGAGUAAUGAAUCUAAGAUACAUCACUUACAGUACAGUCAGGAUUUCUGCUGGGUCUCUACAGACCAGCGGGUGAUAGACAGCCAAGCCGAGAAGCUGAAAGAACUGGACAAAGAGAUCCGCCCCUUCCGACAGAAUUGGGAAGAAGCAGAUAGUAUGAAGAGUAGUGUGGAGUCCCUCCAGAACAGAGUGACUGAGCUGGAAAGCGUUGAUAAGACUACUGGGCAAGGAGCUAGAAAUACAGGUUUGCUGGAAUCACAGCUGUCUAGGCAUGAUCAAAUGCUGAGCGUUCAUGACAUCCGAUUAGCCGACAUGGAUCUCCGGUUUCAGGUUCUGGAAACUGCCAGUUACAAUGGAAUAUUAAUCUGGAAAAUCCGAGAUUACAAACGACGGAAGCAGGAGGCGGUGAUGGGGAAGACUUUGUCCUUAUACAGUCAGCCUUUUUAUACGGGAUACUUUGGCUAUAAGAUGUGCGCCAGAGUUUACCUCAAUGGUGAUGGGAUGGGCAAAGGGACGCACCUGUCCUUGUUCUUUGUCAUAAUGCGGGGGGAAUACGACGCGUUGCUUCCGUGGCCAUUCAAGCAGAAAGUCACCCUUAUGCUGAUGGAUCAGGGACCUUCUCGACGCCAUUUAGGAGACGCUUUCAAACCAGACCCAAACAGCAGUAGUUUCAAGAAGCCCACUGGAGAAAUGAAUAUUGCUUCUGGCUGCCCAGUCUUUGUUGCGCAGACUGUUCUAGAAAAUGGAACCUAUAUUAAAGAUGAUACUAUUUUUAUUAAAGUCAUAGUGGAUACAUCGGACCUACCAGAUCCCUGACAUAAAGCGCUGAGGCCAAUUCAACAGAAGACAACUCCAUUGGGGGCUCUUUUUUAUAUCAGUCUGUCUUCAAUAAGAGAUCCCGAGAGCUCAGAGGGGAUCACCAUGUGCUAACAGAAGGAAGAGAUUGGAGGCAUAACUUGCAUAGGGUCCAAUGGCAAAACUGUAGCAACCCAUUAAAGAAAUCAUACCAUGGUAUAUUUUCUAAAACUUAAGUAGGAACACUUCAAUUCUGACUUGAUCUUCAUGGGGAUAAAGAUUACGUCAGAAAAGCUUUUCUUAAUAUAUUGGUAAUCUAAUCAGUUGGAAGGGAAAAAAGACAAAAACAUCAGACUUUUCUUCCUUUAUGACUAGAAAACAAAAAGCCGAAGUUCAUACAUGGGUUAGCUAGAAACUGUCAGCAUGUUAAGUAAAACAAAACAAAACAACAAGAAGAAAUUAUGAAGUAAUGUUGCAGUUAAGAUAUUAUUACUUUGAAAAAUCUAAGUGCAAUCUUGUCUAAAAUAUAGUAUAUUGUCUAUUUUUAAGGCCUCAUCUGGUCUCUGUUUUAAAAUAAUUACUUUUGUCAGAAGACCUUGACAGACUGUCCAGAUCUUCUUGAAAGUGUCUAAAUCAGAGUCAUAUUUUUGUUUAGAGUUCUAUUAAUUGCUACAGAAAAACAUUUUAUUUUAAAACUGUUGAUAGACUGAUAUUUCUUGGAAGAAAAAAAAAAGAUCAAAUACAGGUUAUCACUUGUGAUAUGAAAAGAAACUAUUCAACUACUGCUGUUAUUUCUCUUUAGAAAUGUAAACCUACAAUAUUAUGUCGUAGUUAAUGACACUAUUUCAAAAUUAAGGAAAAAUAAUCACUCAUGGAUGCUGUGCAUCAUUAUCAGAUUUAUAAUUUUCACCCUAAAAUAGGGCAUUUGUUGAACUUUGGAGUUCUAAACGGAAUCCUGUAUGUUUUUAAAGUUCUGCCUCAUGCGCUCAGACCAAGCUCUAAAAAGUGUAUAUAUAUAUAUAAUAUCUAUUUUUUGCUAAAGCAUAAAUGUGCAACAUAUUUUUGGUGUUUGAGAAGAGGCGUAGUGCUGAAUGAUAGCUAUAUGGGAAAACCUGCUGAUUCAUCCUCUACUUGGCAAUUAGCAUAUUUUAGUAGAGGAUAUCCGUUAGGAGAAAGCAGUGUCUUAAUGGAAAGACGGUGGCUUGCAUGCAUUCAUGUGCCUUAGCUGUAAUGUGCUGCUUUAUAGCUCAUAGCUUUGUAUUUUCAGAUUUUAAUUUCAUGGUACCUGACAGUCAUUUUAACUGGACUUUAGGCAUAAUGCACUGACAGAUCUGUAGAGCCCAUCAAUGUUUUGCAGCAUGUGGAAAUAGAAGCCAAGACCUUGUGCUUCUGGCUUACUAGAGAUUCCACGGACUCAUUGUCGUGGAAUACAUACUUAACUUAUUCAGGUGCUAUAUUUUGCGCAUGAUGCUCCUAUGGAGCUGGGACUUUUGGCAGCGCCCCCUGUUCCUAGUGCAGUCGAAGAUCUGCUGCUCAGCACCAUGCUUACGGGUGGCUGGUGAUAGAGCGAACAUCGUUCCAAAUUGACUCAGUUCGGGGUUGUGAGGGAGUAUAUAAUAUAUAUGUGUAUGUAAUCAGUGCAUUUGUGGUGGUUAUUUUCUGGCAGAUUGACACAUGCUCCUGCAGGGAAAUCCACAGGAUCCUCUUAUUAUAAAUGACUACCUGAGCUUUACUAGAAAGCAUUUUCCAGCCUUUGAAUCAUGCUGAUUGCAACUCACAGAACUUACCGACUUCUGUUUUAAUAGUCCCUUGUGCGACUUGUAAGUCUAAUGGCAUAACUUGGACUUGCACACCAACCAUGUGGGUGCUGCUUUAUUGCAUGGGUGAUGUGUAACAAUGGAGUGAUCCCCUGGACAGAGUUGACAUGGCAGAUUGGAAGAAAAGGAAUCGUGUGCUCUUGUGUUCUCUAGCUAGUCAUGUUAAAUCCGCCAGGCUUUUCCCUUAGGGUUUGGGUGUUUUAUCGCCAGGAUUUGUGUCUAGGGCUCAGUUGGAAUGUUCAUGUCUUUGUAGUUAAGUUUUCUUGCUCUUGCCAUUGUCUUUUAUGGCUGUGCCUUCCCACGCAGUGCCUGCCAGAAGUAUUUUUCUGUUAAUAAAUAUACCAGUUGCAUGCUGAGUUGUCCUCAUGGGUUUUCCAGGCACCUGCUUGAAUACUGCCUGCUUUUUUGGCAGCCAAAAAGCACCCAGUAGCAACAUGUCUUCCUCUUCUUGCCUUCCAUUGUCCAGGUACUGUAUUCUCUCUUAUGGUACUUAGCUGUCAAUUGGUACAAAUUAGCGUUAAGAAGGCAGAAUUCUAGCUGUGAUAACAAAAAAAGGAGGACUUCCUGCCAAAGACAACACACGGUGCAGUGUUACGCAGGCUGAUGUAAACCCAUCACCUUCUGCUUUGGGGAGGGG